AUGUCGGACGCGGGGACCGCGCCUGCCCUGCAGGGCGAACUGAGCCAGCCUCAAGAACGCGUUGAGGUGGUGAUUCAGCCCAUUCCCGGAACUGCCGAGACGCCCGAGGCCGAUGUCCCGCAGGCUUCCGUCGUCGAAGGCGCCUUCCAUGGAGAAGUUCCCUACCCGUACCCUCCGUUUUCGACCGGCCUUCCCGUCCCGGAACAGCCCGCGGAUUCGCAGGCUGCGCAAGUCUCCGAGGCCGAAGCCGCGGAGGAAGCCGCCGACGCGCCGAUUGCUCGCCCUCCGCCGCAGGUCAUGACUGCUCUCGGGCCGAUGCCGCUUCCUGCCGAGGUUCGCCAGAAGAUUCCCGAGAAGUUCGUCGCCAAGCCCAUCGUCGAGGAGCGCGAAAUCUACGUGUCCAAGAAGGAGGUGCGCGAGCGCACGAUCGAGGUGCCCCACGUGCACUACGAGCACAAGUUCGCGGAAAUUGCGAGGAGCCUAAAGAUCAAGAAGCUUGUGCCGCGGGUCAAGGAAGUCGUUAAGGAAGUUCCCCGCGAGGUCUACAAGCCGGUGAUUGAGGAGAAAGUGAUUGAAGUGCCUCAGGGUGUGAAGUACGUCGAAGUUCCCGUCGAAGUACCUUGCCUCUACCCCCCCAAGAUCGUCCCAAAACCCAAGGUCCAGGUCAUUGAGCGCAUCGUCGAGACCAUCAAGCCCGUCGUCAAGGAGAAGAUCGUCGAAGUUCCGCAGACCGUCGUCAAGCAAAUCCCGAAAAUCAAGACGGUCGAAGUCCCGUACUACGUUCCGCGGUACGUCGAAAAGAUCAUCGAAAUCCCGUACCAGCCGCCCGAUUCCGCGACGCUCCCGCCGCUGAUGGUUGGCGGUCUGCCGUCUCGCGUCAGCGCCACGAUGCCCACGCCGUUCCAGAUGGGUCCGGUCCCCGCCGGUCAGUUGAACGAAAUCAACUUGCCGUACGAGGCUCGCGUCGACAUCAACGUCUCCCAGGAGCACCCCACGCCUGGCUCUCCCGCCGCGAGUCCCCAGACCGGCACCGCCGCCAGCGUCGCCCUCGGCAGGCCCGCGACGACCCUCGUCAACCCUGACCGCUCCGCGCCGGCGAUCGAGCUCCCCGACGGCUUCACCUGGGGUCCGCCGCCCAACGUCCCCCCGGAGUCGAUUCCCGGCGCCGCGAUGCCAGGCCUCCCGGGAUUGCCCGGCGGUCCGUUGCCCGGAGGCUCAGCAGACGGCCUGAACAUGCCUCCGAUGAUGAUCACCUGUCCGCCGGAAGUCGGCAACGUGAAGUUUGCGGGCUACCUGGCGGAGCCGGACAUUCUCACGCGACGCGGAGUCAUGGCCUACCAGGGCUUUAAGAAGCAAGGCACUUUCCAGAUGCUCUUCCCGCCUCUGGCCCCGCAGCCCGGCAUCCCGCUGGACCAGUCCGGCUCCCCGGACGUCCGCACGCUCGUCUCCGCCAACGAGGCGAUGGCCUCGCAGAGUCGCCACCAGCUGAUUGAGAACCUGCAGCAACAAGUCGAGAGCGAGUACGACCAGAAGGUGAACGCCAGCGUCUUGUCGUGCACGCCUUGGGCGCAUCCCGCGCAGGAACGCGAAAUCGUUUACGAGCAGUAG
Molecule: messenger RNA, 1608 nt
Organism: Neospora caninum
Lineage: Eukaryota; Apicomplexa; Conoidasida; Eucoccidiorida; Sarcocystidae
Product: putative inner membrane complex protein IMC3
Exons: 1
Coding region: 1-1608 (535 amino acids)
Source: RefSeq, a predicted model, not a curated record